UUGGAUAGAGAAGAAAGAACAGAUGGAAGCAGCAUCAUUGUCCCCUAGCCUAGCCACUUCAUCUUUCGGCACCUCAGCAAAAACAGCAACCAAUGAGCGAGGCAGCACCAACUGCUCAUCCUAUGCCUCUUACAACAACCUUAACGUGCGCCACCUAGCAGCAUUCCACAAACAAUCCCAUCUGUUCACAAAAUCCCUUACACGUCCUUUUCCUUACACCAAAUCCCAUGCCUGUAAAUCCACACAUGGCAACUUCCUUCCCAACUUGGUCGCUUCCUUGGAACAAGUUGAACAAACUUACAUUAUGGUCAAACCUGACGGUGUACAACGUGGCCUUGUUGGAGAAAUUAUUUCAAGGUUUGAGAGGAAAGGGUUUAAACUGACUGGCUUGAAGCUCUUUCAAUGCCCCAAAGAAUUGGCUGAGGAGCACUACAAAGAUCUCAGGGCCAAGCCAUUCUACCCUAAACUGAUAGACUACAUUACUUCAGGACCGGUUGUGUCGAUGGCCUGGGAGGGUGUUGGUGUUGUGGCAUCUGCACGUAAGCUGAUAGGGUCUACAGAUCCUCUUCAGGCUGAAACUGGCACUAUAAGAGGAGAUCUUGCUGUUCAAACAGGAAGGAAUGUGGUCCAUGGAAGUGACAGCCCUGAGAAUGGCAGGCGUGAAACAGCUCUUUGGUUCAAAGAAGUUGAAUUAUGCCAGUGGACACCUGCUCAAGCAUCAUGGUUAAGGGAGUAAUGAGUGAUCUUUCAGCAUAUGCUUAAAUCAUUGUUGAGGCGGCACUCUCUAAGUCUCUCCUGACCACCUGUAUUUCAAUGUCCAAACAUUCAUCUGUGAUUUAAACAAUUCAUUGAAGAUUGAUGUAAUUGUCAUGUUGGACCUGCAGUUUUGUAAGAGUAAUGGAAGAAAUUCAUGCCUUUUCCUUUCUGGUCCCUGUUUCCGAUAACUUUAUAAGUACACUUUGAAUUGUGUAAUUGAGGAGACAUUGAUAUUUUCUUGUGAGAAACAAU
Messenger RNA from Durio zibethinus, 1008 nucleotides. RefSeq lists its product as uncharacterized. Gene Ontology annotation, molecular function: nucleoside diphosphate kinase activity. NCBI's taxonomy places the organism in Eukaryota, Viridiplantae, Streptophyta, Magnoliopsida, Malvales, Malvaceae. The record is from RefSeq and is a predicted model, not a curated record. Gene Ontology annotation, biological process: GTP biosynthetic process; CTP biosynthetic process; UTP biosynthetic process.